UGGUUUGAACAGGUAGAAUUUCAGAUAGGUUUAUUUUUAGAUAGCUUAUUUUGUGGACUUGGAAUAAUUUGAAAUAAUUUGAAGGGUGAUAUAAAUUUCAAUUUCAUUGAAAAUAUAAUUCAAAUUGUUAUCUUUUAUAUAAAUAUUUUAAAAUUAGUCGUUUCAGUAAAUUUACCGUUGGAUGGACAGAGUCUUUUGAUAAUUUGCCGCUCAUAUACAUAUUUUAAAAAGUAGCCGUUUUAAUAAAUUUACCGUUGCAUGAACAGAGUAUUUUUAAAAUUUACCGUUGAUAAUGUGUUCUAUAAAAUAUAUCAGUUUUGUAUAUCAAGAUGACAAAGUCUUUUAUUUUGAGAAGAGCAUUACAUUGUAUGUUGUGAAUUUUGUUUGUUCUGUGAUUUUUCUCCUUUGAAACUUUAAUUUAUAUUGUAUAUCAUUCUAAUAUUUUUUACUAUUUUACAUAUUGUAUGUACUGUAUUUUUUUGAAGUUAUGGAAGAUUUUCAAAUGUUUGAAGAAUCACAAAUGUUUCAGCACAACACUGAUAUUAAUUUUAUGUCGGGAACUUCACGAGAACAGAACACGCAGAGCAGUGAUAAUCAUUUCAUUUCAAAAAUUUCUCGUGUUUCUCGUGGUAAAGCAUUUACAAUUAUAGAAGAUGAAACUUUAUGUAGAUCUUGGUUAGCAGUCUCUCAAGAUCCCAUUACUGGUAAUAGUCAGACUAUAGUUAUAUUUUGGGAACGAGUACUUGUUAAUUUUAAUUCACAAUUGAGUAGUGAAUCAAAUCGAAACCGUAUUUCUUUGUCUCACCGUUGGUCUGUCAUGCAAAAGGCAAUUAAUAAAUUCUGUGAUUUUCUUGAACAAAUUCAACUGAGGCAACAAAGUGGAACAACUGAGGCAGACAUGGUCGCUGAAGCAAAGCGGAUGUAUCAUGCAAUACAGAAAAAACACUUCACAUUUGAUACAUGUUGGGAUAUUUUGCGCCGAAGUUGUAAGUGGGAUGAAUUUCGAACACAAUCCAAAAAGAGUACGCAACAUGCUUAUCCAUGUUCUAAUCCACCAACUGGAGAAUCUGAUGCAUUUCAAUCCAACCAAAAUAAUGUUCUGCACGAAGAACCAUCUAAUCCAUCAACACGACCAAUUGGUACUAAAGCAGCGAAAGAGAAGUUGAAGAAUCAAACAACCCACGAUAGUAGAUUUGAUGAAAUGGCUGCCAACCAAUCCAAAAUGGUUGAAGUGUUAUCAACUAUUUCUGCUAGAACUAUUGAGCGAGAUGAACAAAAGGCGAUCGACCGUAACCAGAAAGCUACAGACCAUCGAAGAAGGGCCGAAGAUAGGGAGGAACAACUAAAACUCCUAUCUAUGAUGAAUGAAAGAGAACAACGAAAUGAAGAUCAUAAAAUAAUGUCAAUGGACAUGACAAAUUUAAAUCCAAUGCAAAGGGCGUACUACAAAGAUCUUCAACGGCAGAUUUUAUUUCGAACAACUAAUAGAUUACCUUGA
Messenger RNA from Camellia sinensis, 1498 nucleotides. The record is from RefSeq and is a predicted model, not a curated record. Lineage: Eukaryota; Viridiplantae; Streptophyta; Magnoliopsida; Ericales; Theaceae.